Capsella rubella is the source of this 576-nucleotide messenger RNA. RefSeq lists its product as uncharacterized. Bases 58 to 354 code for a protein of 98 amino acids. NCBI's taxonomy places the organism in Eukaryota, Viridiplantae, Streptophyta, Magnoliopsida, Brassicales, Brassicaceae. The transcript is spliced from 3 exons. The record is from RefSeq and is a predicted model, not a curated record.
AAAUCGCCGGAGAAGAUAAAGUCAUAAAAACACAGAGAGCGACUGAGCAGAGAGAGAAUGGAGAAGUACUUUGGGAACGCGUACAGGGGUGAUCCAGGAGUGCCACAUGCUGAUGCGGAUCGGUUUGUGAAUAUAUGGAUUGGUUCUGCUGCUUUCUCCGUCCUCACCUGGGUUAAUCCUUACAUGUGGCAGCUCUCCAACCAGUUCAAUUAUCAUGACAAGUGGAUGCUGUUUGAGCAGUACCACUGGAAAAAAGCAAGGGCAAAGAAUCAGCCUUACGAAUUCAAGUGGAAUAAGAUACCGAAAGAAGUCAGGGACUCGUAUUAUUACAACUGGCCUGUCUACUUCCCAUAGAAGUCUCUGUGUUGCUCCCCGGCUUGUGAAUCAGAAGAGAUGCCAAAUACUUGUAGAACUUCUGUGGAAUCUUGGCUCUAUCUCUUCUUUGUUCUGUUCUUUCUAGUGCGCUUUUGAGUUCUUUUUGUAAUGACCACUCACUCAACUCUUUUCUGUUUAAACUCCUCUGGUCAAAUCUCUUAUGCCAUUAUCGAAAAUUUGAAACUCACUCUUUUAAACUCA